Messenger RNA from Balearica regulorum gibbericeps (East African grey crowned-crane), 492 nucleotides. Lineage: Eukaryota; Metazoa; Chordata; Aves; Gruiformes; Gruidae. The record is from RefSeq and is a predicted model, not a curated record.
ACCCUGGCGCUCUCACACAACGCCAUGGCCCACCUCCCUGCCGGGGUUUUCCAGGGGCUGACGGGGCUGGCAAUGCUGCAGCUGAGCUACAACACUCUCUCCAGCCUGCCGCCUGGGCUGCUGGCCGGGCUGCCCGUCCUCACCACCCUGGCACUGGACCACAACCGCCUGGCCCGCCUGCCCCCGGGGCUCUUCGAUGCCAAUGAGGAGCUGGCACACGGACGGUCCCUGCUGGAGGUCCCCCAGGGGCAGCUGGAGUGCCCGGGAGCACCCAGUGUCCCACCAGAGGAGGGCUGGGAUGGGGCGCCGGGUGAGGAUGGUCCAGGGAAGUGCAUCUACAGCAACCCCAAGGGCACUGUGGCGGGGCCGAGGCCUGAGUACCAGGGCGCCUGGGUGCUGCGCUCCCGCUGUGGCAUGCUGCAGGUCAGCGUCCUUGUCACGGCACAGAGCAGGGACGAGGCCACAUCGCCAGGUCUCCCUGCUGCACCCUAG